Penicillium daleae is the source of this 855-nucleotide messenger RNA. RefSeq lists its product as uncharacterized. NCBI's taxonomy places the organism in Eukaryota, Fungi, Ascomycota, Eurotiomycetes, Eurotiales, Aspergillaceae. The record is from RefSeq and is a predicted model, not a curated record. The transcript has a single exon. Bases 1 to 855 code for a protein of 284 amino acids.
AUGCACACUUCGUACGUUUCUCUGGCGGUCUUCGCCAUGGGCGCCGCUGCCGUGCCGAAUAUGCCAAAGGCAGAUGGCAACCCUUUUGAAGGCAGCUUCCCUUUCAUGCCCUCUGGAAGCUCCAGUGUGGAAGAUGAUGAUGGCAUGUCCAAUCCAGUGCCUGCUUAUAUGGCGGCUAUGCAAGCUGUCGAAUCGGCGCAGGCUGGUGCGUACAACCAGCCUGUUCAGCCUAAGCCCGUUGAGCCAAAGCCUGCCGCUCCCAAACCUGCAAGCGACGACAAUCAGGAAUUUGAUGCGCCCGUGUCGCAGCCCUCAGACCCUGCUCUGAACAAUCUCAUUCCUGAAAUCACCGAGUAUGGUGUUCCAUCGUCCACGUCGUCGGGCAUUGCACAUGUCAAGCCAAGCCCAGCAUUUUCUGCAGUGUAUGAGUAUUCGUCCUCUAUGUCAAUCAUGGUAUCCAUGCCCGUUUCUUCGUCCAUGGCUCCAUUGAUCUCUCAGGCCACCCCCGUCAUCGAGUCUAUGCCCAUUGAGAUGGCGCCCGUCACCAUCAACCCCAUGCCUGUGCAAUCCGCUGUGCAGACGACCAUCACCAAGCCCUCUAGCUUUGUGACUAGCCCCAGCGUAAAGGCCCCAGCCCCGACCUCCAUUACGGUAUCCAAGCCUAAAACCCACUCUGCAAACAUCCACGAGCAGCAUCUUGCUUCCAUGGCUGCAAGCUCCAGCGUUAUGCAUGCUACUCCAUCUAGCUCGGCUACCCCUUCGCCUAGCGCACAGGCCGUCGACGAUUCUACUAGCAUGCUGAACCAGGUUCCCGUCCUGGGUGGCAUUUUCUCCAAACUUGCUGGCCUGUUCUAA